Danio rerio (zebrafish) is the source of this 2371-nucleotide messenger RNA. NCBI's taxonomy places the organism in Eukaryota, Metazoa, Chordata, Actinopteri, Cypriniformes, Danionidae. The record is from RefSeq and is a predicted model, not a curated record.
GAUUACACAAAUUAAUUAUAUACACUUUUCCCAAGUUUUCUUUAACAUUGUCAAACAAUCCAAAAGAAAUAUAACUUUAAAAGAAAAGGAAAAGUCACUCAUAAUAUAAGAUUGAAUAAACAUUUCACUGUCCAAUGAAUCAAACCGAUUCUUUUAGAAAUGAAUCAAACGGCUCUCAUUGUGAAUGAAUCAUUGAAUAGUUGACUUCACUCAGGCCUACACGAGCAGCGUCUUCCUUCGGAUUUGUUUGGAUCAUUUUUGAUGGCAAAACAGCACAAAUGUUUUAAAUGUAAGUAACAUUACGCCUUUUGUUGUUGUUAAACUAAACUAUAAGUGAAUUUGUGCUUAUUGGGGGAAACGUGCACUUUUCCUCGUGUAAUGCAACUAACUUAAUUAAAAAAAUCACAGACAUGUAAAAUAACUUGUAUAUUGCCAUGUCUUGGAUUAAAUGGGAAUUUAUUAUAACUGCAUUGUUAUAUACUUCAUCAUCGUUCAGUAAAUAUUGUGUGCACUUUCUUUGGCUCGCAGAUGAAUAGCAUCCAUUAGCAUCAGAUGCGUUUAUGGGCUUUAUUUUUAACACUCCUUGGUUAACUGAUAUUAGUUACCGCGUUUAUUUGAGUCUGCUUAAUGCACAUUAUGUUGUUUAAUGAUUAGACAAUUCAACACUGAACUGAGCUCUUUAGCAUCUUUUAAAAUCGUGAAUGGAAUGCGUGACGUGAUCGGCGCAGGUAUUUACAGGCGUUAUUUUUAGAAUUCUCUGUUGGGUGUUUUGGCGUUGGUGUAGUUGGCGGUGUUUUGUGUGGUUUGCGAUUAUUUUGAUUACUUCGGCUUUGAAUUCACGGUUUUUGACACUUUUUUCGGACUUGACUUACGAUUUUGGAUUGCGAUUUUGGCUCUGCUUUGAACUCCCGGUUUUGACCCUUUUCUGCUUCGACCCUCGGCUUUGGACUUGCCCCUGAUUGGUUCACCAAUCACCGCCUUAAACAUGGCAGUGUUGUCAGUUUGUGUAAGUAUACGACACACGAACAACAAAUUACAAUCAGUCUACAAAUACUGUUAAUAAAAAGCUUCUUGUUUUAUAUUUAAAAAAAUGUAUUCCUCAUAUUUCUUGUUUACAUUGACAGGUAUUGUAAUUAACAGACAACAUUAGGUAACUUAAGGCAAUUUUUGUUUUGCUGUUCAAAUUCAGACUUAUCAAACAGAUUUAAAGUCACUUUCUAGUGUCCUGUACUUUACAAUGCUCCCUAUCUUCUGCUUUGUGCAGUUGGAAACACCGAGUGUUGUAUUCGGUGUGCCUCUGAGUCACCUGAGGCGACAUGGCCAAAUGAGACAAGGCCUUCCUUUGGCCCUGACACACAUGGUGCAGUUCCUGGACCAGCAUGGCCUCAGCAUCAGUGGCCUCUUCAGAAUCAGCGGGAAGGUGAAACAGUACCAGGAACUGAAGAAAAGUUUCAACGACGGAGCCUUCCCUGAGUUUGACAUGGAGGAUAUUCAUCCUUUAGCCUCCUUGUUGAAACUUUUCCUGAGGGAACUGCCUGGUGGUCUCAUUCCAGAGUCACACGGGAAGCAGCUGUUGAAUGUGUUCAGGGAUUCAAAAGAGGAAGAACGCAAUCAGUCCAUGAGAAUGAUCCUGAACACACUUCCAGAGGAACAUUUCAACGUCCUCUCUUACCUGUUGUUCUUCCUCUCCCGCGUGGCUGCUGAGAGUCAGCAAAACCUAAUGACACCAGCGAAUUUAUCAAUAGUUUUUGGACCCACCAUCUUUCAUGUUCCUCUCAGACCUACAAUGCUUGAAGAACAGGAACACUAUAACACUUUGACUCUGCACCUGCUGGACAAUAUAACACAUCUGCUGCCCAAUAUGUACCCUCAGACAUCCAGCAGCAACACAGCAGAUGAAGAAGUCUUGACAAAUGAAGAGUGUGUCCAACAUCUGGCACCCACAGAACUCAAAUCAAAGUCACCUAUCACUGGGCGACUUUCUCAGCUAAAGAAAAGACUGAGAGGCUUUUGGAGAACGAUUUGUUCCUGCACAAACAGCAGUGACACAGACUGAAGAGACCACUGCAGGAAUGAAGGCCCAGAUAUUGGACAUUCGAAGAUACUGGGCCAAUAAGGGGCAUCUGAAAAGUCUGGCAAUGGUGAGGGUCACCUGCAGUCAUUGGGCAUGGUGAGGGUCACCAGCGGUCAUUGGGCAUGGUGAGGGUCACCAGCGGACAAUGGGAAAGGUGAUGGUCACCGGCAGAAACCAGGCAUGGUGACGAGAGACAGUGACACUGUGCUCUGGCAGACUCUACAAUGUACAUUUGUGAGAAGCAGUGAUGCAUUUAACUGUGAAAGUGAAAUAAAACUAUUUCUAAAAGCUGAAGUG